Lottia gigantea (owl limpet) is the source of this 3051-nucleotide messenger RNA. RefSeq lists its product as hypothetical. NCBI's taxonomy places the organism in Eukaryota, Metazoa, Mollusca, Gastropoda, Lottiidae. Bases 1 to 3051 code for a protein of 1016 amino acids. The record is from RefSeq and is a predicted model, not a curated record. The transcript is spliced from 17 exons.
AUGUCAAACACUUAUCAUGGUUACAACUCUGAUGAAUCAGAAGACAGUAUUAAACAGUCUCCUACUGGACUGGCUAGCAAGCCAAGCAAUACCCUCGAGGACUGCACUGCAGAGGUUUCUACAGGCAGCAUGACUCAUUCACCUAAUAACUGUAGACAGUCAGCAAGGCAUAAACCAGACACUCAUGAGAACUACAUAGGGGGUGCUAAUGAUUUCAUUAUCAAGUCUUCUGGUAGAGAAAGUAAUAGUUUUAUUGAGGACUUUACAACUGAGGUUUCUACAGACAUCAUGACUCAUUCACCUAAUAAAUGUAGACAAUCAAUAGGGGAUCAACCGAAUACCCACGAUGACACAUCUGAGGAUCAUGUGGGUGAUGAUUUGCCGUCACCUUGCAAACUUGAAAGAGGGAAAUCAAAUGACACCAGCCAAGAAUUCACUGAUGAAGGUUUCAUCAACAAAUCAAGAGAGUCCUCAAGGAACUUAACUUGUACUCAAAAAUAUACAGAUAAAAGUUCUAUGGGUAGCAUCCCCUAUUCACCAAGUAAAACUAAUGGAUCUACAAGGAAUAUAACUAGUUUUCAGGAAUACACAGAACAAGGUUCUAUAGGCAGCAUCACCAAUUCACCAAGUAAAUCAAGAGACUCCACAAUGAAUGUAACUAGCUUUCAGGAAUACACUGCCCAAAGUUCUAUGGGCAUCACAAAAUCACCAAUUAAAAUAAUGGAGCCCAUCAGUAAUUCAAUUAGUUGUCAGGAAUACACAGCACAAGGUUCUAUGGGCAGCAUCACACCCACCAAAUCUAGAGGGUCAACCAGGAAUGUUACUAGCUGUCAGGGAUAUUUACCACAAAAUUCUAUGGGCAGCAUCACCAAUUCUCCUUGUAAAUCUAAAGAAUUCAUGAGAAAUUUAGCUCAUUGUCAGGAGUACACAGCACAAGGUUCUAUGGGCAGCAUCACACCCACAAAAUCUAGAGGGUCAACAAGGAAAGUAACUAAUAGACCGGAAUAUACACCACAAAGUUCUAUGGGCAACAUCACCAAUUCACCAAGUAAAUCUAGAGGGUCAACCAGGAAUGUAACUAACUCUCAGGAAUAUACACCACAAAGUUCGAUGGGCAGCAUCUUGCCUAAUAAAUCUAGAGGAUCCACAGGGAAUGUAACCACUUCCGAUGAUGAAAUGAUAGAAGGAUUGUUCUAUGCCUGUGAUGAGAAGGAGGAAGGUUGGGUGGAAGUUUCCAGUAUAGUGGAAUAUCUGACUAAUACCAACAACUCUACUGGUCCAGAGACUGAUGAUGCUAUAACCAGACUGGAGACACUACUCAACCCUGGCAGUCUGGCGUGUAAAAUGGUUGACAUGGAAACCUGUAGGCUAGCUAUCAGAUGCUGGAUUAAAGAAGUUAGAAAUGGACUGGGUAAUCCGAGUGUUGAAGAAAUAUUAAACAGUCCGAAGAAUUCUCCCCGUCAUAGUAAAUUAUUUGCUGGUAAUGAGAGUCUACGAGCAGCGGCGCCUGAGAAGGUUUAUACUGCUAGCCCAUUAGUUGACAGUUUAGAUCUAUCAAGAAUAAGUUUAGACUAUUCUCUUCUAGAAACCAGUAACAGAAUUCAGGAACAAGAGCUGAGUGAAAUGUUGAGUAAGAUUUACGAUUUGCAAAAUCAGAAUCUUGAAUUAAUCGAAGAGAAUUCUAAACUUCAACAGCACCUGGAUGUUCAAGAAGAAAAUGUGGCCACAAUGUCAUUGGAUAAUAAAAACUUACAGAAGAAAGUUCAAAGCCUUCAGAAUAUCAUGGAAGAACGAAAUGAAAUCCUGAGUGAAAAUGAAGAAUUGAAAGUAAAAAUAUUAAAUCUACAAGACACUAAGAAACAUCUAGAAGACAGUAUUAUAAAGUUGGAGAAGGAGAAUACAGAGCUAGAUACAGAGGUGAAAAAUACAGAGAAUAAGAAUGGUUUAACUCUAUUACUGUCAGAACAGAGAGAGACUAAUAUUAAACUAAGAGAGGUGAAAUUAUUACAACAAACACAAAUACAAGAGAAUGAUUUAACUCUAUUACUAUCAGAACAGAGAGAGACUAAUAUUAAACUAAGGGAGGUGAAAUUAUUACAACAAACACAAAUACAAGAGAAAAGUGAGAAAUUAGAGAAACUAGAAAAUUAUAUUGAGGAGUUACAUCAGAUGAAUGAGGAUAUAAGAGCUGAUAAAAGUGGAUUACAACAGGAAUUGAUUCAGGCUCAACAUCAUAUUUUAAGUUUAGAAAAUGGUGAAUUAAAUCCUGAGAAAGAGGAUAUUGAUGAAGAGGAUUGUAGUAUUUCUAUACCCCCCACCCCCACAGCGUACUACCUACCCACAUCUACCCCAGUAUCUAGUCUUUCUAUACAUACACAGCUAUAUAGAACACUGGGCAGUAGUCCCCAUCUUCCAUCUCCAUUAUGUAAUAAAGAAAUAGCUGAUAGUUUAAGACAACUGGAUAAUCAUUCUACUAGUAGUCUUGAUGAAGAGUUAUCCAGUAUUUUAGAUUCUGUUGAACAUGUUAAAAACAAGCCUACUAUUGUCACAGAAACAGCCAAAUUAUUGUCAAGAUCAAGAGAAAAGAGGGAAGAGUUCCUACGAGAAAUUGAUGACCUACUUAACUCCCCUCCAGAAUUAGAGAAAUACAAGGCAGAUAACUCUAGUCAAGAUUUACUGACUAGAAAUACACAGAUAGUUGAAAUCCUGAAAGUUCUAAAAGAAGAGAAUGAGAGAUUAAGAAGUUUGAAUGAUCAAUCAUUAGAAAGUUUAUUAAACACAGAGAAAGAUAUAGAUACAACGUAUGAUAACAGAAUAAUAGUACUGAAAGAUACCUUGAUAGACGAACGUAAACAACAUCAAUUUACAGCUUCACAGUUAAAAACAGUAGAAGACAAUCUGAAACAGAAGGUAGAAGAAAUAGAAACUAAACAGACAUAUUUAGAGUCUUUAGAAAUGAUCAAGUCACAGCUACAGGAACAGAAUGAACAGCUUAAAAGAAUUUUGUGUAUUGUGUAUUUUUCUGUGAGAAGUUUGAUUCAUUAUAGAUAA